AUGUUUCGGUAUAUUGGUCUGCAGGUGGAGAUUCUUAUCCUUCAUGAUCACAUUCUCUCGCUACAAUCACACAACUUGCGAGCAGCUGUGGCUGCGGCGCUGCUGCUUCUCCCCCAGACAUUCACAGAGCAUGAGCUGUACGAGGCAAUUUGUCGCAUUUCAUACACAGGCGAUGUGCGCAUGGCACUGGCUGAAGACCCCAACAAGAUCAGCAGAAUUGUCUUCGGUGGUUUCCACCAUUUCCGCUCGCUCUAUCGCUCCUCUCUCCAGCAUUUCGUCAGCUCGGGCUGCCUCCACUGCAUUCCGUCCACUCCUGCCGAAUCCUCUGGAACUGGACUACAGAACAAGAGACUGAUUGGGCAG
This is a messenger RNA of Closterium sp. Naga37s-1, 363 nucleotides long. NCBI's taxonomy places the organism in Eukaryota, Viridiplantae, Streptophyta, Zygnematophyceae, Desmidiales, Closteriaceae. The record is from the annotation of a GenBank genome assembly.